Molecule: messenger RNA, 534 nt
Organism: Echinostoma caproni
Lineage: Eukaryota; Metazoa; Platyhelminthes; Trematoda; Plagiorchiida; Echinostomatidae
Source: the annotation of a GenBank genome assembly
AUGUUCACGUCGGUAUCGUAUAAGGAGGCACAAGAACAUCCCAGACUAGUAUUCAGUGUUCGUUAUCGUUUUCCGAUUCUAAUAAAUGUUUUACAUUUGACGUCGUACAUUUAUUUAGAUGGACCAUCGACCGAAGAUUCAUGGCGGAAACGAAUGGGAUCCAAGCUCAGAAAUCCCAGUCAGUGGCGAUUCAACGCAACCAAACCAUUCCGAAUUGCACCUCCUGAUGCGGCGAAUCGACCAAAGUCAAUUUCCGAAGCGGAAGAACCUGCGGACCAGUACGACGUACGGUGUGCUGCUUGCAUACCCGAUCCGAGAAGCUUGACCACAGUUGAACUGCAAGUCAUUCAGUCCCAAUCCUCGGAUGAAACAUUGGAAGGUAUUUCGUCCGGAUUUCGAGAACCUAGGNCGAUUCACGAUUCACCCAGACAUCCUUCCGGUUCCAAUGAACCAUCCAAAGAAAAUUGCGAAGCCGCACUAUCCCCGAUAAGUUUGGAUGAUAAAGUCGCGAUGAAAGAUAUAGUAAGUUUGUGA